This is a messenger RNA of Ictalurus furcatus (blue catfish), 3857 nucleotides long. It is a transcript of the gene syngap1a, whose product is annotated as synaptic Ras GTPase activating protein 1a. The record is from RefSeq and is a predicted model, not a curated record. Bases 106 to 3693 code for a protein of 1195 amino acids. Gene Ontology annotation, biological process: regulation of GTPase activity. The transcript has 18 exons. NCBI's taxonomy places the organism in Eukaryota, Metazoa, Chordata, Actinopteri, Siluriformes, Ictaluridae.
UCUCUCUCUCUCACUCUCUCUCUCUCUCUCUCUCUCUCUCUCUCUCUCUCCGUAGAGCACGCUCGUGCUCGCAGAAAGAGCUUUGCCACAGUGAGGCAGAGAAGCAUGGAAACUCCGCCCACUGCCCCUCCCCAGCAAUUCCGUCAGUCGAGUUUUCUUAGCCGCCGUCUGAAAAGCUCAAUUAAGCGAGCCAAGAGCCAGCCCAAACUUGAUCGCACCGGAAGCUUCCGCCACAUGAUUCUCCCACGAUUCCGCAGUGCUGACCAGGAAAGAACACGUCUGAUGCAGAGCUUCAAGGAGUCUCAUUCCCACGAGUCUUUGCUGUCGCCGAGCAGCGCGGCCGAGGCACUGGACCUCACGCUGGACGAGGACGCCAUCAUCAAGCCCGUCCACUCCAGCAUCCUCGGCCAGGAGUACUGCUUUGAGGUAACGACAGCCUCAGGCACAAAGUGUUUCGCCUGUCGAUCGGCCGCUGAGCGGGACAAGUGGAUCGAGAACCUACAGCGAGCUGUUAAACCCAACAAGGAUAACAGUCGUCGGGUGGACAAUGUUCUUAAAUUGUGGAUUAUCGAGGCGCGGGAUCUUCCGCCUAAAAAGCGCUACUACUGCGAGUUGUGUCUGGAUGACAUGCUGUAUGCGCGCACCACCAGCAAGCCUCGAACAGACACGGUGUUCUGGGGUGAGCACUUUGAGUUCAACAACCUCCCUGCUAUCCGGAGCCUGCGCCUGCACCUCUACAAGGAGACGGACAAGAAGCGACGCAAGGAGAAAAGCACAUAUCUUGGCUUGGUCAGCAUUCCCAUCUCGAGCAUCACAGGUCGUCAGUUUGUGGAGCAAUGGUACCCAGUCAUCCAGCCCAGUGUCCUUGCAAAGGGUGGUGGUGUGGGCAGUGGAAAGGUCAUUAAUGCCUCACUGAGGCUCAAAUCGCGCUAUCAGACUAUGAGUAUCCUGCCCAUGGAGCUGUAUAAGGAGUUUGCAGAGUAUGUGACAAAUAAUUACCGCACUCUGUGUGCUGUCCUGGAGCCACUCUUGAGUGUGAAGAGCAAGGAGGAAGUGGCCUGCGCCCUGGUGCACAUCCUACAGAGCACCGGCAAGGCCAAGGAUUUUCUGUCGGACAUGGCGUUGAGUGAGGUAGAUCGCUUCAUAGACAGAGAGCAUCUGAUCUUCAGGGAGAACACACUGGCGACCAAAGCCAUAGAGGAGUACCUCAAACUUGUUGGACAUCGCUACCUUAAAGACACCAUUGGUGAGUUUAUUCGUGCAUUGUAUGAGUCAGAGGAAAACUGUGAGGUGGACCCCAUGCGAACCCCACCUUCCAUGCUCCCAGACCACCAGGCUAACCUACGCAUGUGCUGUGAACUUGCACUCUGCAAGAUCAUCAACUCCCAUUGUGUUUUUCCACGGGAGCUGAAGGAAGUAUUUGCAUCGUGGCGUGUACGUUGUGCUGAAAGAGGUCGUGAGGAUAUUGCAGACCGGCUCAUCAGUUCCUCGCUGUUCCUGCGCUUCCUGUGCCCGGCCAUCAUGUCUCCAUCACUGUUUAACCUGACGCAGGAGUACCCAUCUGAGCGCACGUCCCGAACCCUCACGCUCAUCGCCAAGGUGGUGCAGAGCCUGGCCAGCUUCUCCAAGUUUAGUGGUAAAGAGGAUCAUAUGAUGUUUAUGAACGAGUUCCUGGAGAUGGAGUGGGGAUCCAUGCAGCAGUUCCUCUAUGAGAUCAGUAAUGUGGACUGUGGUAGUAACGCGGGGGCGUUCGAGGGUUACAUCGACCUCGGCCGAGAGCUCUCGAUCCUGCACAGCCUGCUCUGGGAAGUCAUGGCCCAACUGAGCAAGGAUGCUAUCUUGAAGCUAGGGCCCUUGCCACGCUUGCUGAACGACAUCAGCGUGGCUCUGAGGAACCCCCAGCUGCACCGGCAGGCGAGUCACCAGCCACCUGAACGCCACCUCGCACGAGCACCCUACAGCCGCCCAGCCACUAAUGACUUCCAGAGCCUGAUGAUGAGGGAGCAGAACAGUUCUAUAGAUAUCUCUCGUCUACCAUCCCCUACCUCCGGAGGCGGAGCUCUGUCUCACCCGGGCAUGGCUGGCUUCGACAGAGAUCCCCGUGGCAACAAAGAUGUGUUCUAUGUGGCACGCCCACCCUUAGCCCGCUCAAGCCCCGCCUACUGCACCAGCAGCUCUGACAUCACUGAGCCCGACCCGAAGGUGCUGAGUGUGAAUAAGAGUGUAUCUAUGAUGGACCUGCAGGACUCGCGCAUCAACAGCAUUUCCAACCUGCACUCUGUAAACGACAUGCUGAACUCAUCACAGGGCUCCAUCGCUGGAUUGGGCAGUUUCGGUGGUGCUCCUCUGCGGCUCGGGGGCAUGAGGUUCAGCCAUUCGGGAGGCCUGGCCUCGGAUUCGCUCUCCCAGCAGCAGCAGCACGCGGCAGCUGCCAUGCACGUGCCGCUCUCCUUCCAGAACCCGCUGUUCCACUUGGCUUCGGAUGGACCUCAGUACCAUGGCCCACCCCAUGGCUCGCAUGCCCCACCUCUCCUGCUCGCCCCAGAGCCCGAGAACGGGCACGCAGGCUUCGGUGUACCAGCCUUCGGCCAUGGCGGGUUCUCUCGCAGUGAGGAUCUCUCAGCCCUGCGCACGCAGAACAGCCUGGUCCAGCCCAGCAUCGUCCACUCACACAGCUACAGUGACGACUACACCCGCCACAACCAGGCUGACUACGCACGCCGUCAGCUUUCACUGCAGGUGCAGGAGAAUCUCCAUCAGCAGGUAUUAAUGGGCAUGGCCCCUCAGACUGCUACCGGCACCGGAACACCCGCCUCGGUUGCAACGCCCCCGGCCACCAUGCACCCUGUCCGCCAGUCCUCUAUGGCUCCUCCCCCUACACAGCGUAUAAAGCCUCAGCCUUCGCACCAGCUGUCAGUCAGCUCAGCUGCUAACUCCACCCCACCUAAGGUCCGACCCCAGAGCGGAAAUCUCCUUCAGUCACCUGAGUCGAGUUUUGGAGCAAGGCCGAUGCCACGGCAGCAGCUGUCGGUUAAGGACAGCCCCGCCCCUGGUCUCCCUCACCAAUCCAGCACAGCCAGUGAUAGCCAGCAGCCACAGGGGGGUGCUAAUGAGAACGCAGAGAAUGCACAAAGCGAUACUCCUGCUAAAUCUGCGCCACAAUCCAACCAACAACACCUACUAAAACCAACUACUAACAAGCAGGGCUCUAAAUCUCCCUCCACACUGAACCCUCCGACCCCUGCGUCCGAGCGGACAGUCGCCUGGGUGUCCAACAUGCCGCACCUGUCAGCUGACAUCGAGAGUCUGCGUGUGGACAGAGAGGACCUGAAACUCAAGGAGCACUCUAAGAGCAUGGACGAGUCUCGGCUGGACCGGGUGCGUGAGUAUGAGGAGGAGAUCCACUCCCUGAAGGAGCGGCUGAUGAUGUCCCAUCGUAAGCUGGAGGAGUAUGAACGCAGGCUGCACUCCCAAGAACAGCAGACCAACAAGAUCCUGCUGCAGUACCAGAGCCGGCUGGACGACAGCGAGAGGAGACUGAGGCAGCAGCAGCUGGAGAAAGACUCGCAGAUCAAAGGCAUCAUCAGCAGGCUGAUGGCGGUGGAGGAUGAGUUGAGAGGCAGUGGCGUUUCUGACCUCAAAUCCCGAAUAUUUACAGGAGAGCCGAUCUAUGGUGGGCACACCGGAACAUGAUUGGACCACAGCAGCGCGAAAGGAUAUGUGACUGGACCCACGCCAGUCCAGGACCCUCUCUUGUUUCUGAUUGGUUGAGAGAGGAGAGAGAAAGAGGAAGAGCCUGAGGGGGAAAAAAACCAACAAAAAAAUACAACUCUGAAUCGCUCUGACACAUCAAACCC